Messenger RNA from Cuscuta europaea, 1372 nucleotides. The record is from the annotation of a GenBank genome assembly. NCBI's taxonomy places the organism in Eukaryota, Viridiplantae, Streptophyta, Magnoliopsida, Solanales, Convolvulaceae.
AGGAAAGCGAGGUAGCUCAACGGCCCAACUACUCCCCAUUAAGAUUCAACCACGCCAUUGAAGCCUCCUCUUUCUCCGCUCUGCUGCACAUACUAAUAACCACUCCUCUUCCUAGCUUCCUCCCUCGGAGGCUCGUGAGCAGAGCAGUGAAAUGAAGGUCUUCGUCAACACCAGGAGCGGCAGAGAGCUCAUCAAGGGCGGACUUGACCUCAGUGAUUCAGCUACAGUUUCUGAUCUGCAGGAGCAAAUUCAUAGACGGACCAAGAAAUACUAUCCAUCCAGACAGAGACUUACUCUCCCUCUCGCGCGCGGCUCUACUCAGAAGCCAACUGUUCUUCACUAUCAAAAGAGUCUAAAAGAUUAUACUGAUGGGAACACAAAUGAGCUUACUGUUGUUUUCAAGGAUCUGGGACCACAAGUCAAAUACAGCACUCUCUUCUUCUGGGAGUAUGUGGGUCCCCUGUUUAUCUACCCCCUCUUCUAUUACUUCCCAAUCUACAAACACUUAGGCUAUGAAGGAAAACGUGUUAUCCACCCAGUCCAGACAUAUGCUAUGUAUUACUUCUGUUUCCAUUAUGCCAAACGGAUCCUAGAGACGUUUUUUGUGCACCGUUUCAGCCACGCCACUUCUCCAAUUUCAAAUGUCUUCAGGAACUGCGCAUAUUAUUGGUCGUUUUCCUCUGUCAUUGCUUACUAUGUGAAUCACCCAUUUUACACCCCAGUGGGUGAUGCCCAGAUGAAGAUUGGGUUUGCGUUUGGGCUGAUUUGUCAAGUUUGUAACUUUUAUUGUCAUAUAUUGUUGAGAAAUCUCAGAGGUGCAGGUGGUGGUGGAGGGUACCAAAUCCCUCGUGGAUUCUUGUUUAACAUUGUCACAUGUGCAAAUUACACCACUGAGAUUUAUCAGUGGUUGGGGUUCAAUAUUGCAACACAGACAGCUGCUGGCUAUGUAUUCAUGAUAGUUGCUGCCGGCAUUAUGACUAACUGGGCUCUUGGAAAGCAUCGGCGCCUAAAGAAGCUAUUUGAUGGAAAAGAAGGAAGGCCUAAAUACCCCCGAAGGUGGGUAAUCUUACCCCCAUUCCUUUAAAAAGGAAGAUACAACUACGGCAUCAUGCCCAGGAUCAAAUAGUCAAUUUUUAUUAGAGAGUACAAUUGCAAUCAGUUUAUAUUUGAACAGGUUCUUUCAGCUUUUCAAGUGUAAUACACAGUAUUUCUAAUUUGUUAUGGUUCAUUCCUCUGUUUGCAUUCCUUUUGUCGUUUAAUUGCAUAGAAGUUUCAAAGCUGCGAUGUUCAAGGAACGUUGGUCAUGCUAUUAAUUAUAGACGUUACAAAACUACUAGCAAGGGACGAUUGUCUCAUUUUCCAUUUCUCAUCC